Molecule: messenger RNA, 4338 nt
Organism: Sclerotinia borealis F-4128
Lineage: Eukaryota; Fungi; Ascomycota; Leotiomycetes; Helotiales; Sclerotiniaceae
Source: the annotation of a GenBank genome assembly
AUGGCCCCAGGCAUUGUUAUCAGUGAUGAGCCUCUCGAAGAAAAGAAGUCCAUCGGAAUGGGUAAUCUCUGGGAUAAAAUUAAGAAAGACGCAGCCGCACGGAAAGACAUUACGCCAGCCACCGAACGCAAACCCAAUAGAGAAUACUUGAAAGCUCAACAGGCCAAGUCCGAUUCGAGUUUUGUUGUAUCAUCACCUUCUUUACAAAACUCAUUGUCAGGUUCCACUCACAAUUAUUUCAAUAAUAUCUUGAAAUAUAUUCCCGUAGGAUGCAUUCGUAUACGCAAACAAGACUGCUCAAUCUCAGAAGAUGAACUUUCUUCGUGUCAGGGUUGGCAAGCACUUCAUCUCCCUACCGAUAUCCACAACUUUCAGCACAAUCUUUUGUAUCUGCCAAAUACGAUUCAGGGCAAAUUGCUUCGUUCUGCAUCUCUUGUUGGUUUUUGCGGAAUCCAUAAUGCUGGCUGGAUCAGAAUGGAGUUUAAAGCCAAGGAUCAACAUAGCGGUCAAGUAAGGGUAUACAUUCUCCCGGAUCAUGUUGGAAAAGCCGUGCUAGAUCGUUCAAGGACACAGCUCCGCAAAGGUAUGGAGCUUCUUCUGGACAAGCUAGACAUUUCAAAUGCUACUUGGCAAGGUACAUGGACAGAUGAUACACCUAUUCUGCACAUCGAUUCUUCAUUAGAUGCGGAAAAUUCACGAGAUAAUAUUUCCGUACUUGACAUGUUCAAUGCUCUUCCAUCCCCAAAACCCGACCCAAAGCUUAUCGAGGAUGAGUAUGUACAAGAUGCGAUGCGUUCCAUCUUGAAAGGCAAUGUACGAGGAUUAAAUCCUGAUACCAAAUUGCAUCCGCUUCAAUGCCAAACGGCAGCUAUGAUGCUACAGCGUGAAACAAGGCCAGCAUAUCUCCUUGAUCCGCGCCUUCGACCGAUGAGAGAUCAGGCUGGAAACAAGUAUUAUUGCGACUUAAGCGCGAGUAUCUGUUUGAGGGAGCCACGUUGUUACGAAGCGCCAAGAGGUGGGAUAUGCGCAGAGAAUAUGGGCUUGGGAAAAACCCUAAUCUGUUUAGCUCUAAUCCUAUCAACAAAAGGUCUGGCAUCUCAAAUACCAGUUGAGCAUUCCGUCGGGUCCAUCCCGGUACGUAGUACUACGGGAUCUCUUCUUGAUAUGGCCGCGUCGACUAUCGGUAGACUCGGAGUUCCGUGGGAGAUAGUCCUUCGGAAGAUAGAAUCUGACCAAGGGACGAAGUUCAACCGAGCUCGUGAAGCGCUGCAGAGAGAAACCGGCUAUUACUGGCAUAUACCUGACCCUCCUCAACACGAAGAAGCCAAUCUGAUAAGCACAAGCCCUAGGAAAAUCUGGCUCACAAAGACUACUCUCAUAGUUGUUCGCUCCAACUUGAUAGAUCAAUGGAUACAAGAAAUUGAGAAACACGCCACCGGUCUCAAUUAUUUGGUCAUAACUGACAUGCGCUCCUUACUACCAACCGCAGAGGUGCUGGCAACCUACGAUGUAAUCUUGCUCACCCAAAAAAUAUUGGAGAGAGAGGAGAUGGGAAUGGUCACCUAUCAUGGGAAACUCUGCCAACUGACAUUGCCCAAUGGUUGCCAGCGCUGCCAUGAGAAAAAUACUGGUUUGGUACAUUGCCCUUGCGGAAACCCUUGGAGAGCGACUCCGUCUACAGUGUAUCAUUCUCCGCUCAAAGAUCUUCAUUUGAAGCGUCUAAUCACAGAUGUAAGACCUAUUUUCGGGAAAGUGACAGGAGACCCUAGAAUAGACGCGAUGAUUCCGAUUGAUUUCUUACGUCUCGAUACGCGUUGGCUCGUUUCGGGAACGCCUGCACAGGGUCUUCAUGGUAGAGACGGCAAGGAUUUGGAAGGUAGCGAGCUUCUAAGUCACUUUUUGGAAGACCACACAUCAAGGACUACCACCGACUGUUCACUAUCGCCGGAAACCAAUACCAGACGUACAAAGCUGUUCAUCGAGCAAGAGCGUCAGGCCCUUGAGAAGCUCGGAAAUAUUUUGACCUCAUAUCUGAAGGCUCGACCAUGGGCAAACACUAUGGCGGAGAGUGAUCAAGCAUCCUGGUUAUCUUUGGUUGUCAAACCACGAUACGACCGUGAGGUCCACAGUGAUUCUCGAAUUCUCAGACUUACUUUGGAAAGUAUGAUCAUCCGUCAUACAGCGGAAGAUAUAAAUGAACAACUCUCUCAUUCUCCACUACACAAAAAGAAUGUCUAUCUCGAAGGAUGUUUGCAGGAUAAGUUGUCUUUGAAUAUAUUUUCGAUGAUAAUGAUAGUAAAUGUUAUCACCUCCGAAAGAGAGGAUGCAAUCAACUUAUUUCAUCCAAAGUCAAGACGAGCACUCAAGAAACUUGUUUCAAGCUUACGACAAGCCUCUUUCACUUGGUCAGGAUUCACCACAACAAUGAUUGAGAGCUCUCUAGAUACUGCCAAGAAGUUUCUUACGAAAGAUAGUAUCGCCGCUGGAGACAAAAAGCUUCUGGAGGAAGCAAUUAAAGUUGGGGAGCUCGCUCUUAAAAAUGGUAUCUUUACAGCUGUUAGUCGACUACAUGAAUUGGCUAUGUAUAUCCAAAAUCCUUUGCAGAAUGAGGUCAGACGCGCAUGGGCACUUGACUAUGAGGCGGGAAAUCCGACACUGAUGGGUGCUACCAUGGUAAUUGGCGCGAAAGAGGCGUUCAAUAAACUUUAUGAUGACACAGACUUAUGGGCUGAGCAGUCCAUCAUUUAUGGAGAGCAGAUGAUGAACGGAAAAGAGUUGGAAUUUCCUCCGGGGCCCGGUCAACUAAAAAAGGCGCGGCCAAACAAUACGGAGCACACACCGACUGCAAUGCCCCUUGGCUCUCUUGAAGAUCAGGAGAACGAAAAGUGGAAGGAUUCUACUAUCGUAUCUACGAUUUCCUCCAAGCUCUCGUAUCUGAUGGAUCAGGUCUUUCUUCACCACAAUCACGAAAAGAUUAUCAUAUUUCACGAAGCCGAGAACAUGGGAUAUUACAUUGCGCAAGCACUCAAAUGUAUGAACAUCCAAUAUUUGGUUUAUACUCAGAGGGAUUCAAUCUUUGAGCGUUCAAGAUGCCUUGUAAAGUUCAACACUCUCACGGUUUUCCGUGUUAUGCUCAUGGAUGUUCAUCACGCGGCUUCUCGUCUGGACAUGAGUGCGGCAUCAAGAGUUUAUUUCGUAAAUCCUGUCUCUUCACCACGAGUUGAGACACACGCUAUCAAUACAGCUCACCGCAUCGGACAGCUUCGCCCUGUAUUUGUCGAAACUUUGGUUCUCAAAGGAAGUAUCGACGAGGUCAUUUUGACAAGACGAGGGACAAUGAAUGACCAGGAGCAUAUGCACUUGAGGGAUUUCCUCGAUGAUCAAACACUGUACGACUGUCUCAGAAGCGCUCGAUUUUAUCCCAUCCCAGGUGGACGAAUUUCAGGUCCAGACCAAUUGGCUCCACUCGUCCGUCCACAACUAGCUUUUACGAAGCUUAUGGUUGUUUCAAAUGAAGCCGAAGAUCAAUUCCCCGCGUGUCUUACAAGGCACAGUACUUCCAGAUGGAGUAAGAGUAUUACAAAUAGUUUGAUGUUGUCUGAAUCUGCUGUAAGGAGUGCGGAAUUGAGUUCCCGGGUGAGAGCCUUAGGAGCCGAUCUUCAAUACCAGAUUCUUGAUCGUUUCAGACAAGGACUUAAUGAACGGAUGGCUGCUGACUGGAUGACUGAUGAUCGGAUUGGCGGGCUGAGGGAAGUAGAUUUUAGCACUACUGAUUCAUGGUCACGACGCCAACAUAGAGUUUCGAGAGAUUAUGCCUCCCGUCUUGCUAGUGAAUUCACCGGUCAAACAGAUUUUCUCGCCUCGUUAGCCGUUAAUGGGAGGAUAUCAUCCGCACUCUUCAACUCACUCCUAAAUUCUGCGGCCGACAAUCAUUCCAAUGCCUACAGGAGUAGACAAUCCGCACCUUCCAACACACCCGAGGACAUGGAUAUGAUAGAUGAGCAGAGUCCUGGGCGUGAGUUUGAUGACGAAGACCAAUUCGUAAUCCAAAAUGAAGAUGAAGGCCCACUGCUUCGCCGCCAACAUGCAUCUCAUGGAACUCAAUUGAGAGUGAUUUAUGAAGAUGAAGAUGAGGAUGAGGUUGAGGAUGAGGAUGGGGAUGAGCUGAUUGAGAUGGGGACUUGGGGUGAAGAGGUUGAUCAGACGGCAGAGAAUGAGACUCGGACUGAAGAAGACAUGGUGGCCGCUCGGUUGGCUGCGGACGAGGGAGAUUUGGCAGAGCUAGCGGCUAUAAAUGCUGAGUAUGGGGCACCUGAUAUGAAUCUAUAUGAUGAGUGA